GUUCUUUUGAUUAAAGGAUUAUAAGAUAAGUGAACAGCAAACUCAAGUCUAGAAUAAAAGCGGUCUUUUUCUACUGAACAACAAGUAUGUCUCAAGUUGAAAAAGUCUCAAUUUUGGGUUCUGAGACCAUCCAUGUUGGAUACGGGAUUCAGGACCAUAUAGUUGAAGAGACUAUUAGCAAUAAGGCAUCUUCAACUUAUGUUAUUAUUACCGAUUCAAAUAUGGCUAGAACCAAGCCAUAUCUCAAAUUGGUUUCUAGUUUUGAACAAAAAUUGAAGGAAAAGAGACCAGAAUCUCGUUUACUUAACUAUAUUGUUUCCCCCGGUGAAAAUAAUAAGAAUCGUGAAACUAAAGCAGCAGUUGAGGAUUUCUUAUUACAAAAAGGUUGUACUAGAGAUACUGUUAUUCUUGCUGUUGGGGGUGGUGUUAUUGGAGAUAUGAUUGGUUUUGUUGCUGCCACUUUUAUGAGAGGUGUUAGAGUGAUUCAAGUUCCUACUAGUUUAUUAGCAAUGGUUGAUUCUUCAAUUGGUGGUAAAACUGCAAUUGAUACUCCCUUGGGUAAGAAUUUCAUUGGUUCUUUCCAUCAACCAGAUUAUGUCUUUGUAGAUGUUUCUUUCUUGGAAACUUUACCAACUAGACAAUUCAUCAACGGUAUGGCAGAAGUUGUCAAAACUGCUGCCAUUUGGGAUGAAGAAGAAUUUACUAGAUUAGAAAACUUUGCCAAAGAUUUUAUAACCGUUGUCACUGCAGAUGAUAUCGAAUUGACCACCAUCAAAAAGGAUUUGGUUAAAACUGUAUUAGGUUCUAUCAGAGUUAAAGCUGAUGUUGUCUCCUCUGAUGAAAAAGAAUCAAGUUUAAGAAACUUACUUAAUUUCGGCCAUACCAUUGGUCAUGCAAUUGAAGCGGUAUUAACUCCUGAAGCUUUACAUGGUGAAUGUGUUUCAGUUGGUAUGAUCAAAGAAGCUGAAUUAGCAAGAUAUUUGGGUAUCUUAGGACCAGUUGCAGUCGCUAGAUUAUCAAAAUGUCUUACUGCUUACGGAUUACCAGUAUCUCUCGAAGAUAAAUCCUUUUUGAAAAAAGUGGGUAACAAGAUUCAUGAUAUACAACUUGAUACUUUAUUAGCUAAAAUGGCUAUCGAUAAGAAGAACGACGGUAGUAAAAUUAGAUGUGUCUUAUUAGAAUCUAUAGGUAGAUGUUACCAAAUGAAAGCUCAUGAAAUCUCAAAACAAGAUUUAGGUUUUGUUUUAACUGAUGAAGUUAUGGUCCACUCGUUCGAUCCUGACUGUAUCCCAACAACAAACAUCGUUAUUCCACCUGGUUCCAAAUCUAUCUCUAAUAGAGCUUUGGUCUUGGCUGCCUUGGGUUCUGGUACUGUUAAGAUUAGAAAUUUAUUACACUCUGAUGAUACUAAACACAUGUUAGAUGCUGUUGCUUCUUUAAAAGGUGCUCAAAUAGGAACCGAAGACAAUGGUGAAACUAUUGUGGUAAAAGGUAAUGGUGGUAAUUUGGUCACUUGUGAUGAAUCUUUAUACUUGGGUAAUGCUGGUACUGCAUCUAGAUUCUUAACCACUGUUGCUUCUUUAGUUGGUAUCAAUCCAGAAUCAAAUAAUCACGUUGUCUUAACAGGUAAUGCUAGAAUGCAAGAAAGACCUAUUGGUCCUUUGGUUGAUGCUUUAAGAUCAAACGGUUCUUCCAUUCAAUAUUUAAACAGAGAAGGUUCUUUACCUUUGAAGAUUGAAGCUGGAAAAGGCUUGAAAGGUGGCAGAAUUGAACUUGGUGCUACAAUCUCCUCUCAAUAUGUUUCUUCUAUCUUGAUGUGUGCUCCUUAUGCUAAGGAACCAGUCACCUUGGCCUUGGUUGGUGGUAAACCAAUCUCUCAAUUGUAUAUAGACAUGACCAUUGAUAUGAUGAAAGCUUUUGGUAUCACUGUUACUAAAUCAACAACCGAAAAGUACACCUACCACAUAGAACAAGGUACUUACGUGAAUCCACCUGAAUACGUCAUUGAAUCUGAUGCUUCUUCCGCUACCUACCCAUUGGCUUUUGCUGCCCUUACCGGUACCUCAUGUACAGUUCCAAACAUCGGAUCUUCAUCUUUACAAGGUGAUGCCAGAUUUGCAGUUGAUGUUUUGAAACCUAUGGGAUGUAAAGUUGAACAAUCUUCAAGUUCAACCACAGUCACUGGUCCACCAAGAGGUCAAUUAAGACCCUUGCCACACGUCGAUAUGGAACCCAUGACAGAUGCAUUUUUGACAGCUUCAGUUGUUGCUGCUGUUGCCAGAGACUCAUCCAACACACCAACUCAAAUUACCGGUAUUGCCAAUCAAAGAGUUAAAGAAUGUAAUAGAAUAUUGGCCAUGGUUACAGAAUUAGCCAAAUUUGGAGUUAAAGCUAAUGAAUUACCAGAUGGUAUCGAAAUUCACGGAAAUGAUUACCGUGAUUUACAAACUCCUUCUGCUAAGAAAGGUGGUGUCAAGACUUAUGAUGAUCAUAGAGUUGCCAUGUCCUUUUCUUUAUUAGCAGGUUUAUGUAAAGAACCAGUUUUACUUCAGGAAAGAUCUUGUACUGGUAAGACUUGGCCCGGAUGGUGGGAUACUUUACAUACCAAAUUCAAUGUCACCAUAGAUGGUCAUGAAAUACCAAAGAAUGUUGAACAUGAUAACUCUUUAGUUGAUAAACACUCAAACGGUUCAAAGAGUAUCAUUGUCAUUGGUAUGAGAGCAGCAGGAAAGACCACAUUGAGUAAAUGGAUGGCAUCAUUCUUAGGAUUUAAAUUUAUUGAUUUGGAUGAUAUUUUUGUUGAAAGACAUGGUGACAUCAGAGAACACAUUAAAGCUCAUGGUUGGGAAAGUUUCCGUGACAUUGAAAGUAAGAUUGCCGAGGAGGCAUUCAAGCAAUAUUCAACUGGUUAUGUCAUUUCAACUGGAGGUGGUAUAGUUGAAGGUGAAGCUUCAAGAAAUAUUUUAAAAUCUUAUACUAAAUCUGGUGGUAUUGUUUUACAUUUACAUCGUGAUCUUGAUGAAACUGUUGUAUUCUUGAGUGCUGACACUACCAGACCAGCUUACGUAGAUGAAAUCAAAGGUGUUUGGGAAAGAAGAGAACCUUGGUAUCAUGAAUGUUCCAGUUACCAUUUCUAUUCUUCUCAUUGUGCUAAUGAAGUUGAAUUUAAACAAUUGAGAAUCUCUUUCAUAAACUAUAUCAAGACCAUUACUGGAUCACAAGUUACUGAAAUUCCAACUUCUAGAUCUGCUUUUAUUAGUUUAACUUAUCCAGACUUGAAUGAAAGUGAUGUUGAUCUUGAAGAAAUUACCACUGGUUGUGAAGCAGUUGAAUUAAGAGUUGAUUUAUUGAAGGAUUAUUCUAAAACCUUUGUUGGAGAUCAAACAGCUAUUAUUAGAAAGAACACCACUUUACCAAUAAUUUUCACUAUUAGAACCGAAUCUCAAGGAGGUAAAUUUCCAGAUUCUAAUUUGAAACAACUUGAAGAACUUAGUUUAUUGGCCAUUAAAUUAGGAGUUGAAUAUUUGGAUGUACAAUUAACUCAUCCUGAUGAACUUAUCUAUAAAAUCAUGGAAAAGAGAGCAUUUACUAGAAUCCUUGGUUCAUUCCAUGACUUCACUGGUGAGCUUAAAUGGGAUAAUGUUGAAUGGACUAAUAAAUAUAAUCAAGCUGUUACUUUGGGAGUUGAUGUUGUUAAGUUAGUUGGUACUGCUACUUCAUUCCAAGAUAAUUUAGAUUUAGAGAACUUUAGAUCUAGUAAGACUUCCAGACCAUUGAUUGCCAUUAAUAUGUCCGAACACGGUAAAUUAUCAAGAGUCUUGAACACUGUUUUAACCCCGGUUACUCAUGAAAAAUUACCAUUCAAAGCAGCCAAGGGACAACUUACUGUUACUGAAAUCAACAGAGCUUUUGCUGAAAUUGGAGGUUUUACUAAUAAAGAAUUCACAGUUGUUGGAAGUCCAAUUCAACAUUCUAGAUCUCCCCCAUUACAUAAUUCAGCUUAUGAAAAAUUAGGUUUACCAUAUAAAUUUGAUAGAUUUGAAACUGAUGAUGCGAGUGAAGUCUAUCAAAAAUUAAUGAAAAAGGAAAACUUUGGAGGUUUGGCAGUCACUAUGCCUCUCAAACUCGAUAUCAUGAAAUACGUUGAUGAGUUAUCCGAUGCAGCCAGAGUGAUUGGUGCUGUCAACACGGUAAUCCCGAUUGAAGGUGAGCCAGGAAAAUUCGCCGGUGAUAACACCGAUUGGAUUGGUAUUUCUAAUUCCUUCAUUAGACACGGGGUCCCAAGCAUCGAAAACUGCAAUGUCAACGGUUUAGUUGUCGGUGGUGGCGGUACUGCUAGAGCUGCUGCUUAUGCUUUACACGAAAUGGGAUGUAAGAAGAUUUACAUGAUCAACCGUACCUCUGCUAAAUUGGUUGAAAUCAAAGAAACCUUACCUCAAGCAUUCAACAUUGAGAUCUUAGACACCGUUGAUGAAGUCGAAGCCACCGACGCAGUUUCCUUGAUUGUUUCCUGUGUUCCUGCUGACAAACCUCUUGACGAUGCCUUAUUGAAUAAACUCGAAAGAUUAUUGCUCAAGGCCACCAAACAAAAAUACGAUGGCCAGUUUGCUCCAACCCUUUUGGAGGCCAGCUACAAACCAAGAACCACCCCCAUCAUGAAGAUUGCCCGUGAAAAAUACCAAUGGAAUGUUGUUCCAGGUUGUGAAAUGUUGAUCAACCAAGGCGAAAAACAGUUUCAGCUCCACACUAAAUUGAAUCCUCCUUAUAAAGUAAUCGCCAACGCUGUUUUGGCCGAAUAAUCUGUAAAU
Molecule: messenger RNA, 4808 nt
Organism: Hyphopichia burtonii NRRL Y-1933
Lineage: Eukaryota; Fungi; Ascomycota; Pichiomycetes; Serinales; Debaryomycetaceae
Gene: ARO1
Product: Aro1p
Exons: 1
Coding region: 87-4799 (1570 amino acids)
Biological process (GO): aromatic amino acid biosynthetic process; chorismate biosynthetic process
Cellular component (GO): cytoplasm
Molecular function (GO): shikimate 3-dehydrogenase (NADP+) activity; shikimate kinase activity; 3-dehydroquinate dehydratase activity
Source: RefSeq, a predicted model, not a curated record